Molecule: messenger RNA, 1423 nt
Organism: Punica granatum (pomegranate)
Lineage: Eukaryota; Viridiplantae; Streptophyta; Magnoliopsida; Myrtales; Lythraceae
Source: RefSeq, a predicted model, not a curated record
AAUAAGCCGAUAAGGUACGCGGCAGACCGUGAAUUUUUAUUUCUUUUUGGCGCUUCACUUCACUCUCUCCCCCUAUCCCGUCAAUCAAACACGCUGCCGCUCCUACUCUGUCUUCACCAGCUCCGGCGGUCCGAUGUCCGUUCCUCUCUUCAACCUCGCUCCCAAUCUCUCCGUCUCCAGGCUCUGCUUAGGCACGAUGACCUUCGGGGAGCAGAACUCCCUCCCCCAGUCCUUCCACCUCCUCGACCAGGCCCUCGAUUCCGGCAUCAACUUCUUCGACUCCGCUGAGAUGUACCCGGUCCCUCAGCGGCAGGAGACUCAGGGCCGAAGCGAGGAGUGUCUCGGCCGCUGGAUUACGGAUCGGAAAAUCCCUCGGGACCGCAUCGUCUUGGCCACAAAGGUGACCGGCCCGUCUGGGCGAAUGACAUGGAUUAGAGGAGGACCGAAUUGUUUGAAUUCGAGAAACAUAUCCGAGGCCAUUGACAAUAGUCUGUUGCGACUGCAGACGGAUUAUAUUGAUCUUUAUCAAAUCCACUGGCCUGAUCGAUAUGUACCAAUGUUUGGAGAGUUAGAGUAUGACCCCACUCGUCAGUUCAGCUCAAUUGGUGUAGAGGAGCAACUUCAUGCACUUGGUAGAGCUGUUGCUGCUGGUAAGAUCAGAUAUGUGGGGCUCAGCAAUGAAACACCUUAUGGUGUUAUGAAAUUCCUGCAUGCUUCUGAAAGAGUGGCUUCCUAUCCUAAGAUAGUCUCGGUGCAGAACUCUUACAACUUGCUUUGUCGAACGUUCGACUUAGGGUUGGCAGAAUGCUGUCAUCAUGAGAGGAUCAGCUUAUUGGCCUAUAGCCCUCUUGCUAUGGGAAUUCUUUCCGGAAAAUACUUCUCACCUGAUGGUGGCCCACUAGAUUCUCGGUUGAAUCUCUUUAAAGGGAGGUAUGCUGAAGGGGAAUCAAGAUAUAAUUUAUGUAAUAGCACCAUAAAAGCAGCAAUCAUGGGUUACCUUACUAUUGCAGAAAAAUACGGUGUUCAUCCCAUAGCUCUUGCAAUUGGCUUCGUGUUGAGACAUCCUCUGGUAGCAAGUGCCGUGUUUGGAGCCACCAAGCCUUGGCAGCUUCAGGAGGUUGUUAACACUUGCAAUACUAAGCUCUGCCCCGAAUUAAUCUUGGAAAUUAAUCAUAUUCAUGCUAGAUUCCCUGACCCAUGUCCUUGACAGCGAAUUGAUUCUCCAUUGAUUUCUUUGUUGUCUCAAUGUGAAAUGAGUCUUGUCGAACUAGUGUCACAGCCAAGCUGUGUCUUUCAUUACCAAUGAUUACUAAUUCGUGUUUAAUCACAGGAUUUAGUACAGGCCUUGUCGAUGGAAAGGCUUCUGCUGAUUCUUGUUUCAUGUGGUGUAAUUUACAAACAGUAAUGCCUUUUCCAUUGAAAA